GUAAUUUCAGAAACGCGUUGCGUUGGCGAUGACAAGUUAUUACAACCCCAGCUGCGAGCGGUAUAUUCAAAGGACAAAUGAUUCAACAUCUCACAGACUGAAAAAUGCUUACUGGACUACCAAACAAGCAGUUAUAAAGAAACUGCGUCGAAAGCAAGACGAAAAUAUUGUAGCUUCCGACUCCGAUCUCGACGCAAAGUUGGAGCUGUUAAAAUCUGUUCAGUUGACAUGUCGAGAUCUUGACAAUGUGUUGGCACGUUAUCAGAGAACGUUGUGCUAUCUGUCUCAGGCUGAAAAUGAAAUGGGACGAUUUCUAAAACAAUAUAGUUUAGAAGAUAAAACACAAGCUGGGAAGAUUAUGUCUGCUGUCGGAAAGGCGUUAAGUAGCUCAGCACAACAAAGACUUACUUUACUCAGUCCACUUGAUCGUGUUCAUCAAGAAGUCAAAACAUUCAGACAACAGGCAAUCAGUGAUACAACAAAUACAGUUAAAAUUAUGGAACAAGGUCGCACAGAAUAUCGAGGUGCAUUGUUAUGGAUGAAAAACGUAAGCGAAGAGUUGGACCCAGAUACAUACAAACAAUUGGAGAAGUUUCGGUGCGUUCAAGCACAGGUUCGUAAAGCAAAAGCAUCAUUCGAUCGCCUAAAAGUGGACAGUAUGCAAAAAAUAGAUCUGUUAGCAGCCAGUCGAUGUAAUAUGCUGAGUCAUGUACUUGUCGGCUAUCAGAAUACUUUGUUGACUUUUCUUGAAAAAACGUCUCAUAUGAUGGUAGCAGUAGCAGAAAGUUUCAGAGGUUACCAAUACUAUGAAUUUUCAAUUCUUCGGCAUUUGAGACCAGAAAGUCGUAAAUUGGCUGGAUAUAAGAGCGAUGAUGAGAAAGACAGCGAUAGGUUAGACAGUGGAUUUAACCAAGUUGAAUUAAGUGAUCCAGCAAUUAUGAAUUCUGAUGACAAUAACCAUGGAAUACAUCAAACAAAAUUAACAGAUGAAGAAGAAUUUGAUAAAAGAUUAGAUGAAAUUUUCCUAGAAAAUCAUUGUAAUAAUUUCGACUUUGAUUCAGAUCAAUUUAAAUCAUCAGGGAAUCAAACCAGUUUUGGUGGAACUGAAGACAACAAUAACAUUGGUGGUCUGAUUAAUGAAUCUAGUGAGCAAGUCCCUGCUGAUCAUAGAGAUUUGUUCACUGAUCUGUUUCUUAGUGAUGCAAAAGAUGAUAGAUUUGCUGGACACCUUUCUGGAGUGGAUGCUCGUCCUUUCAAUUUCGGAAAUAAAGACGGAUUCACUAAUGAUUCGGAAGCUGUCUUUAGCGAUUUGAAUCAGCCUUGCCAAAACGCUGAUUUCGGACCGUUGCAGAGUGUAGGGUCAAAAGAUACACUCAGGACAUCAAUACUUCCUUCACACUUAUUAGAACAGGAAUUCCAAAAUUUAUUCAACCCAGGCACUUCCAAUUUAAUUGGUACUCAAUCGACGAAGUCAUCUUUGGAGUGUACUAACGUGAAUACUUCUGCAUUUAGUAAUAAUAACAACCAAUCCGAACAACAGUUAAAAAAAAGUGAAAACUCUCUGGGUACCAUUUCAAAUGCCCCAAAGUCAUUAUCAUCCCAACAGGUAACUGUGCCCAUGUUUUUUUGUGUAACUGGAUUGGCUCCUUCGUAGUUAAAACAUUAAGUUUGUAGUUAAAUAUCGUGGUUUAGAACCCCGUUCUAUCUAGUUUGCUUUGGCAAACUGAUAAUUGUCACUCGUCCUUACAAACUUUCACUAUCUCACAGCUGAAUCCAUACCAUACUUAAAAUAAUGUUCUGCGUUUGGAAAUCCCAAUCGGUGGUCGGAUAAUAUCAAAUAGUCUUUUGUUGUUUGGUACCUACUGAUUACAUGUCUUUUUCGAGUAGCUUAUUUACUCAUUAGCUUUUUGGCGAAAUGACAUGGCAUUUAUCUUCCCCCAGUUUUUGUCCAACUGAAGGUGAAAGAUGACAUCUGUGUAUAUUCAAAACACAAGUUGAAUUAAGAAGUAUUUCUUUCUAAUUGCUUCCUCAUCAAUACUCUAUACUAAUAUAUAGAUACUAGACUCAAUCAACACCAGAUUUUGAUGGAGUCUUGUUCUCUGAGCUGGAUAGUUUAGUCGUAGAGCUUUCAUCAUUCUUCUGAACGACAUCAUCAGCACAAACUUCAGAUAGAAGUGGUGUUCGGAUUUCUCCACAUAUGGUUCACAAUUUGUCCUAUGGACCUCGAUGUUGAUUGGUUAUUGUUGACCUUAAACCUGUCAUUGUUCACUUCUUUGUUUUGGUUGUAUAUCCGAUUGGUUUAAUUUUUUGUCCCAUGUUUGUCCAUAACUUUCCCGAUUGGUUGAUAGAUUGGGUCGAUUUCAGUUUGCUUGUUGACUGCUGAUUGACAGUCUCGUAAACAACACCGCGGCCGUGGCUGUAUACACGUGGCCAUAUGUGGGCAUUUCAAUUGGAAGAGCGAUCUCUCCUCACCCUCGGCCGUUUUAAGAAUGAUUAGAGAUGCUUAACUGUAUAUUAUUGUAAAUACGUGUUCACACAGUAAGCCAUUAAAUUAUUAUUGUCCAAUUUAUACAGAUCUGACCUAUUCUUACUAAAUAAGUCGAGCGUUCACUUUGCAAGAAAUCAAUCUUCCUACUUAAAAUCUAAUGGUUAUAUGGUAUCAGUGACUAGUGCUUCGUUUAAUAAUAUAUGGUUAGUCAAUUUUGAUGAUUUUCUCAACCGUUACAGUUUAACUGUUAUUACUAAUAUUCGUCUUGCGGUAAUAAUUAGUUAUGAUUCUUUAUUAUCUUUUCACCACUGUGUUGUUUUCGUUUAUACUUUGAAUUUACAAUAGCCCACAAAUCUAGAUGCUUGGUUAAAUCUGUUUUCUGAUAUUGGACCAAUCGGUAAUCCAGAUACAAUAUCGAAAAAGGCUGGUCAAGUCACGGAUGCCUAGAAGUACGCUUGAACAUCAUAUUGUUGUGGCAAAAUGUAUUCGCUUAUAUGGAUUUUUUCCUCCAAUUACACAUUAGUUACACCUGUGAUGUGUGUAUUUCCUUUGUUACUGUGUUAAUUCAUUUAUUAUAUUUAUGCCUUCUUUGGUUUUUGUCCCUUUUGAAAAUUUUAUCAUAUUAUAUUUUGAAAACUUGAAUUUCUGGUGUUAACUGUGAUAGUUAUUAUAAUGUUACGCAUUCAGAAAAACGCUUCCAUGUUUUUUCCACCAUUGUUUUACUAAUUUGGUAAAUAUUAGCACCAAUUAAUUACAUUUUGUUUAUUUUGCUUUCUGUAGUAAAAAGAAUAUUUCUCACAACAUAAACAAUUAUAUGAUCC
Messenger RNA from Schistosoma guineensis, 3309 nucleotides. The record is from the annotation of a GenBank genome assembly. Lineage: Eukaryota; Metazoa; Platyhelminthes; Trematoda; Strigeidida; Schistosomatidae.